This is a messenger RNA of Colletotrichum fioriniae, 1449 nucleotides long. Lineage: Eukaryota; Fungi; Ascomycota; Sordariomycetes; Glomerellales; Glomerellaceae. The record is from RefSeq and is a predicted model, not a curated record.
AUGAGGAAGCGUGGCCCUAUCAUGGCGCACCUUAUGAACCGCCAGAGCGGCGCAACCACCUACGUCGGUACCACUGGACAGACCAACCCUACCAACUGCAACCAGGCUGCUGUAUUCAGAAUUGGCGCUUCUGGCACCAUCACUGUUGAUGGCGUUGCCCUCGGUGUCAACCCCAAUGUUCCUUACAUUGCUCUGCGCUCCGGCAGCACCGGAUCCAUCACCGCGACCUUCACCAACAACAACGGUGUUUUCGCAUGGUCCAACGCAGCCUUCUCUGGGGGACAGGCCGGUUUCUGCCAGGACAACAGCGGUCAAGUUUACGCUACCUUCGGAACCACCACCCCUCCUAACUGUACUCCGGUCACCCUGAGCGCCACUCCUCGUUCUUCCUGCACGGCCAGCGGCAGCACUACCAGCCUCCCUGCUUCCACCGCCGCUACCAACUCUGCCACCACCACUCCCGGCGCUGUUUCGACCACUUCUACCGCCAACCCUGGAUCGACCGCUUCCUCCAGCCUUACCACCACCCGUUCUGGAAGUGGCACGACUACCCCCGUUGGUUCCACCACCGCCCCUACCGGUGGCUCUACCUUUGUCAGCGGUGGCUCGACCUUUGUCACCGGCGGUUCCACUGUCGUCUCUGGUGGCUCUACCAUUGUCUCGGGCAGCUCUACCUUCGUUUCCGGCGGCUCUACCUUCGUUACCGGAGGUUCUACCGUUGUCACUGGUGGAUCUACCAUCGUCAGCCCUACCACUGGUCCUGCCGGCGGCUCGGCAACCGACAGCACCGCUGCUGCAGCCACCUCCAGCAUUGCUCCCAACCCUGUCGCUGUUGACGGCUUCUCUCUCUUGGGAUGCUUCGCGUCGUCCAGCAACUUCCCCUCGUUUGUUCUGGCCUUGUCUGACCCGUUGUUGACCCUGGAGAAGUGUACCGCUGCCUGCCCUGCCAGCUCCAGACUUGCUGGCUUGUUUGGUACCGACUGCUACUGUGGUGACAUCAUCGACAACACUCUCACCAUUCUUGUUCCCGAGGCCCAGUGCAACACUGUCUGCCCUGGUAAUCCUGCCCAGCGCUGCGGUGGUCGCGCCUCUUCAGUCCGUCUGGCCCGUCGCCAGAUCCCGACUGAUGUCCGUCUUACCGUCUACGUCCGUCUCGAUGUGUCCCCGCCGGUUGUCUCCACCGUCACCAGCAUCAGCGUCAGCACUGGCGCCGGUACCACCGCCUCUGUCACCGUCGUCAACACCAUCACCGAGCCUGGCACCACCAUCACUGGUGCGCCGGUUCCCACCAGCACUGGCCCCAACAUUGCAGGAACUCUCACUCUGCCUCCCGGUCUGUACACGGCUGGCGCUCCUCUGCCUGGUGGCGAGGUUUGCUACGUCGUCACCCGAUCCUGGUUCAUCGGACAGACGUCGCUGCUCCCUGCCUUGCCCACUGCUACCGUCUGA